GUUUCCAUUUUGUAGAAGUCAAUUCAAUUUCAAUCCAACUUUUCUCUCGCUUGCGGCUAGCCGUGGUUUUGGAUCAGCGACUACCUUUGGACGGAAAUAAUAAAGGUCUUCUGUCGCUGGCCUAAAUUUAGGACUCUUUAAUGUAACGAAGUCGUAUAUGUAUAAUUAAUAUGAAUAUAAAUAAAACCCUAGAAUAUUGUUACGGAUAGGCUAUGUAAAUCGAAAAUCACUUUAGAAUUACAUAAGAAAAAACAUUGAACAUUCACGUUGGUGAUAGCAUUUUGAUAGAAAUUAGUGUAAGAACUCUAAAGAAAGAACUAAUGUAUAAUGUGCCUUCAUAGCUUUGUGUGAAAUCUGCAAUAAUUAUCGAUCGUUUUAAUAAAAUGAAACGCCAUUUUGUAUUGCUACAAGCAAGGCGUGGCACAUGACUGCAACGCGUCAUCCGGGUUCUGAAAUAUAACACGCAAUAAGUAAAGCAUGCCCCGAAUUGACCCUAUUCAACUUUUAAACUGCCUCAGUGUACUGCUGUCGCCUACUGGGGGCAUCAAAAGCAGGGACGAGGUGCAUAGAUUAGCUAACUUAAUGACCAAAUUUUCGAAGAAACUUGUGUCUAAAUGUAUAUACAUUCAAAUACUAAAAUGUACAGAAACAGAUUUAUUAGGCUUAUUUAUGGGAUCAGGUGGCUGGAGGCUGGUACAUAUGUGGCUUACAGAAAAUAUAGUUUCUAAGAAUUGGCCACUCGUAAGAGAAUUAUUAGAAUUAUUGUUAUUAUGUCCAGUUGAUGUAGAAAGGCUUAAGACAAAUAAUUGCCCUAAACUUGUAAAAGAAUUGUCUAAAGAUGGAAAUCAUUGUGCUAUUCGAGCAUUAGCCUCAAAACUGGUGGAACAAUGGCUAAAAGCUGUUAAAGGAGAGCAUGUAACACCAAUAGUUAUAACAGAUAUAUCACAAAUAGUAUCUGAUUUUCAAUCUGAAGAUAAAUUGGAAAGUUUAAAAAAUGAUGCAGUAUUUGAUAAUGAAGUUGAAAAGAGUUCAAAUAAUGUAGAAAAUUCUACUUUUAUUGAAAAUGACAGCCAAGACGAAAAGAUAGAAAAUGAAGGAAAUAGUUGUGAAACAAAUCACAAUGAUACUCUGGAAAACGAGGACACCAGCAAUGAAAGUGAUACUUUACCAGUAUUGAAAAUAACAUUUAAAAAUGGUAAACAAAUUUUAUCACAGGUUGAAGAGGAAAAUAAGGAAGCAGAAGAAAAUGAAAAGGAAAAAAAUAGAGAAAAACACAAAAGUAAAAGUAGGGAUAAGUCAUAUGACAAGAGCAGCAAUAGUAGUAAUAGUACUUCUUCAAAAUCGUCAAGUUCAUCUAAACAUUCGAGCAAGUCUUCAAGUGAUAAAUCAAGAAGUAGUAGUAGUCACAAAGAUAGUAAGCAUAGCAGUAAAGAUAAAUCUAAAGAUCGUCAUUCUUCUCAUAGUUCGAAAUCUAGGAGUAGUAGCAAUUCUAGUAGUAGCAGAAAAUCCAGCUCAUCUAGUAGUAGUAAGUCAAGAGACAAAAAUGAUCAAAAACAUAGCUCAGAUAAAGACAAAAGUAGAGAAAAAGAUAAAGAUACCAAAUCUUCAACAGAUAAAUCAGAUGACAAAACGCAAACACCCUCUAUUCAUAAACUUGGUAAAAUACCAAAACUAAGUGAUUUAAAGAAAGAAAGACCUUCAAUAUCCAUAGAAGUGAGAAAGCCUGAUGAACCGAAGCCAAAAACAGUUAAAACUUUUAAUUCCAAAUUUAGGAAACAUGGGCUAGAAGAAGAAAUAAAGCCACCACCAUCAAGAGCAUCUCUUUUAAGCAAUAAAAAACCUCCACCAGUUCUUCCACCAACUGUUUCAAUACCAAAACGACCAUCACCUGUUCACAAUGAGACUCCUCCAGAGAAGAAGGCUAAAACACUAGUUGAUAUUGAAAAACCUGGAUCUAUAAAAUUAAUACCUCCUAAGCCUAAACCAAUGGUGUUGCAGGAGAGUGACAUGUUUAUGGAUGCAUUGAAUGCAUCGGCAACUAAUAAAAAGGAACCGAAAAAAAGAAAACGACGUACUAGCGGAUCAAAAGAUGGUAAUGCGCAGAGUGAUGGCUCACCACCGCAAACCCCGACUAAUCUAUCAAGUCCAAACAGUGAAAAUAAAUCUGUACCUCCACGGUUUUAUCAAGAUACACUAGAUGAAGACGAAAACAAAGAUAAAGUCACAGAAAAACACGCAGAACCUAAGGAUAAUGCUGAACAAACUGUUUCUCGUGAAAAAGAUGAGAUUGAAAGUAUGGAUACAUCAGAACCUCAUACAUUGACAAUAAAUGGCUUAAAAGGAGUACUUUGUUAUCAUAAAAGAAAAGGUCCUAAGAAAAGUAUAAAGUGGAAACCAGAUUCAGAGUUAGAAGAAAUUCAAUACUUUGAACUUGAUGAAACUGAAAGAGUCAAUGUGACAAAAACAUUCACAGACAUGAAAUAUUUAGAAAGAAUACAUGAAAGAGAAGCUUUCCAAAAAGCAAGAAAUCUUAGUACCGAUGAUAUAAUGGAAGAGAGAACGAGUUGGAGACCUUUAAUACCUAUUGAUAUUGAAGGACAAAUUCAAAUAGAAUAUGGUAAAAAUAGCAAAGAAAAAGACAUACAAGCCAUUCGUCAAAAAGGAACAUUACAACCUUUAUAUUUCCAUAAAUCUAUGAUUCCUGACUCACCUCAUGAACCGGACAUCGAGGCACAUACUUACAAUGAACCGACAAUUAUACCUUUAGAAGAUGUAACUGGAAACCAAGAUAAUAUUAGUGAUUUUAGAAAUAUGCCAUGGCCAGAACCUAAGGGUAACGCGCCUCCUACAAGUAAUAGUACUAUGAAUGUGCCAACAAUGUUUCCACCAAAUAUAUCUCAGUUUCCAAAUAAUUUCCCUCCAGCACAAUUUCCUGGAGUUCCAAACUUUCAAGGGCCACCGAUUAUGCCUGGUGAUUGGCAGAAUGGUGUUGUACCGCCAAUUAUGCCAAACGGAAUUCCAGGACCAAUGGCUCCUUCGGGCAUGGCCCCAGGUGCAAUGCCGCCGCCAAAUAUGCCACCGGGAAUGAUGGUUCCACCUGAAAACAUGAUGAUGGGUCCAGAAAUAUUUGGAGGACCUAAUCCUAUGUUUCCUGUUCCGCCUGAUGGAUUUAACAUGCAACCAAAUAUGUUUCCUGUUGACUAUAAUAUGUCUGGCCCGCCUGGUCCGGAUGGAUUUCCCGUACCAGGUAAUUUCAGAGGAGCUAUGCGAGGUCGUGGUAUUGGUGGCCAUUGGAGAGGCAAGGCAACUGGUGGUUGGGAUGGACCACAAAGAGGUCGUGGAGGCCGAGGUGGGGCUCGUAAAACUAUUUGUAUAUAUUUCCAGAGAAAAGGCUCAUGCCGACAAGGUGAAAAUUGUUCCUUUUUACAUCCAGGUGUCAAUUGUCCUUUCUAAAAGCUAAGUCUUCAUAUGUACAUAUUAAUAUGAUAAAUAGAAUAUUUACUAGGUGAUAAGAGAAUAUUAUUUGCCUGGUCCAAUAAGACUGUCUAAUGUAAAUAGUUAAUAUUUUGUAAAUAAUGUAAAUUUGUUACUAGGCUUUAUACAAAAUUAGUGCAAAUAA
Molecule: messenger RNA, 3619 nt
Organism: Vanessa atalanta (red admiral)
Lineage: Eukaryota; Metazoa; Arthropoda; Insecta; Lepidoptera; Nymphalidae
Product: serine/threonine-protein phosphatase 1 regulatory subunit 10-like
Exons: 5
Coding region: 478-3453 (991 amino acids)
Molecular function (GO): metal ion binding
Source: RefSeq, a predicted model, not a curated record